Dimorphilus gyrociliatus is the source of this 3709-nucleotide messenger RNA. The record is from the annotation of a GenBank genome assembly. NCBI's taxonomy places the organism in Eukaryota, Metazoa, Annelida, Polychaeta, Dinophilidae.
GCUUUUCAUCGAGGUCUUUAAUUCCGUAUCCGCUUUUUGCCCGUUUGGUCGUGGCAAAACAAAUUCUGGAAUUAUGGAUAAACUUACCGGUAACGUUGAAUUACUUGUAAAAGGAAGUUCCAAUGAUGUUGAAGUUGUACAAGUUCAAAGAUGUGACACACAUUUCCCACUACAUACACUACCAGUCGGAAUACCCCCAAUAUUACCGACUCCAAGAGAACAACUGGAAGAAUUCCUUACAUUAUCAGACGAUGGAGAUAUAUUAAAUUUAGACAAUGUUCAAAAAUUUCAGCAUAGAAUACCACAGGAAGAGCGUCUAUACUAUAUGGAAGAAAUGCCAGUUCAAACAGACUUUGUUGUUGAAAGGGAUAUAGCUACCGGAAAACCAAUUGCAUUAAGCGAAGAAUUCUUAGAAAGCACUGGUCAUACCGCUCUAAAUUCAUUAUCACUUUCAAGAAAGCCUGGUGAUCCUUCUGUUGGAAUUAAAGGAAGUUCUGUAAAUUUUCCUUUUUGGCCUGGAAGUUUGGAUGAACCUGAGCAUAAAAGUAAAUACAUACCAACUGAUACUGUAAAUUUUGAGGAAAACUUGCAAACUAUACCACCUGGAUUUGAAAAUGGGAUGGAAUUUAAAAAGAAAACCAUCUCUCCACUAAAGUUUGAUAUUGCUGACAUUCUUGGCAAAGAAUAUAAAAUUAGAGGAAGAAAGAAGGGUGAUGGUGAUGAUAGUCGUGGUGGUAACAAUAAAGAGGUUGAGAUUGAUGAUGACGAUACUGAAGACGACAGCAACGAUAAUGGAGAAGGAGGAGAAGAUGAUGAUGAUGAUGAAACUAGUGAUGAAUUUGAAUUUGGAGAUGUUAUCAAAUUAGAAACUGUUGAAGAAGCUAAGUUCAAAAAACAGAUAAUUGGUAAUGAAUAUGUCCAAGUUUUAAGUAUUAAAGAGAAAAUGCCACCAUUUGAAGAACUGUUACCUGAUGCCGCUUACAAGUGGAGUUUUGAGCCGGAUGUCUUUCAGAAACAAGCCAUACUUUGCCUUGAGAGGGGAGAUAGCGUAUUUGUUUGCGCCCAUACUUCUGCGGGAAAAACUGCAGUUGCCGAAUACGCCAUUGCCCUAGCUAGAAAGCAUAUGACAAAGGCCAUUUAUACAUCUCCAAUUAAAGCUCUAUCUAAUCAGAAGUUUAGAGAUUUCAAAGAAACAUUUGUCGAUGUUGGCCUUAUAACGGGAGAUGUUCAAAUUAAUCAAGAAGCAUCUUGCUUAAUCAUGACAACCGAAAUUUUAAGAUCAAUGCUCUACAAUGGUUCGGAUGUGAUUAGGGAUCUGGAGUGGGUAAUAUUUGACGAAGUGCACUAUAUAAACGAUGCUGACAGAGGUGUUGUUUGGGAGGAAGUUAUUAUUAUGCUCCCGGCUCAUGUAAACGUUGUUCUCCUAUCGGCAACAAUACCAAAAGCCGAAGAAUUUGCUGAAUGGGUAGCCAGGAAUAAAAAACGCAAAGUCUACGUUGUUUGUACACUGCAGCGUCCAGUACCUUUAGAACAUUAUUUAUAUACCGGAAGCUCUGUAAAAAACACUAAUGAAUUAUUUUUAAUACUUAAAGGUUCAAAAUUUGAAAAAAGCGGUUAUACUAAAGCUUGCGAUGCAAAGAAAGAGAGUUCAAAAACUAAAAAGCCGGUCAAUGAACGAGGAGUAUGGCUAUCCGUCAUAGAAAUGUUAAAAAAGAAAGAAAAGUUACCUGCAAUUUGCUUCACCUUCUCUAAACGAAGGAUAGAUGAAAAUGCUCAACAUUUAAAAUCGGUAGAUCUAAAUACGGCUACAGAGAAGAAUGAAAUUUAUACAUUUUUUCAACAAUCAACAUCUAAAUUGAAAAGAUCGGAUCAAGGUUUACCUCAAGUGAUGCUAAUGCGCGAUAUUCUUAUGAGAGGUAUUGGUAUACAUCAUAGCGGUAUUCUACCAAUAUUGAAAGAAGUUGUAGAGAUGCUUUUCGCCAUGGGUCUAGUAAAGGUACUAUUUGCUACUGAAACUUUCGCUAUGGGUGUCAAUAUGCCUGCGAGAACUGUUGUGUUUGAUUCGUGUAGGAAACACGACGGAAAGAAAUUUAGGGACUUACUUCCUAGUGAGUAUAUUCAAAUGGCCGGGAGAGCUGGCAGAAGAGGAAAAGAUACAACUGGAACUGUUAUUGUUCUCUGCAAAACAGAAGUAGCUGAAUUAUCAGAUUUGCAUAGAAUGAUGACUGGUCCACCUACUCAACUGCAAAGUCAAUUUACGGUUACUUAUUCAAUGAUUCUAAAUCUUUUACGCGUAAAGGACAUACGAGUUACGGAUAUGAUGAGAAGAUCAUUUUCGGAAUUUGGUUCUAGACGCCAAACCGAUAAUUUAGAGAAAAAAUUGAUAGAACUUGAAAAGAAAAGGGAAUCUUUACCAGAAAUUUUGGAUUUUGGUGGAGAUUUAGAGGCUUAUUACGAUACCAAUGAACGAUAUUUGGAAAAUCGUACAAUGGCUUUAGAAGCGUCACUUGGGUCAUUAACCGCUCAGAAAUUAUUCAUUCCCGGUAGAUUAGUGAUAACAAAUAGUGGAUUGGCUGCAGUACUUAAAACGGAUUUUAAUGAUAAAUCAUUUCAAGCUUUCCUUUUGGUAGAGAGAAACGAAAGUAAAGAAAAUAUAAAAUAUCCUCAGCCUACUAUUUUGCCACUAAAGCUGAAAAAAGUAAUUAAUCCAAAGUGCUUUACGUCGAAAUUAAAAUUUGAAAAUAUCUGCUAUUUGUUAAAUAAAGUAAUAAAGGUAAACGGUGAUCGUAUUAUUGAAGAUGAGAAAAAGAGAGCUAUCCCCCGCUUUCAAAAUGAUCCUCCCGGGCAGUCUACAGUCACAGCUAUGAAAGAAUUAAUUAGUUAUCUUGAGGAGAAUUAUGAAAAUCCGAUUACUCUUGAUUAUAAGGAUUUUAAGCUAAAAGGUGUUACAGAAGUUGACAUUUGUCAGAGGGCAAAAGACUUGGAAGAUAUUCUUUCCACAUAUUGUUGUGUUCAUAGUGCCAAUUUUGAAGAGAAUUUCGAUGCUAUACGUGAAAGAAAAAUAAUGGAAAAAGAAUAUGAAUCUAUUAGGCAUUUAUUGUCCGAUGAAAGUCUCCAACUACUCCCUGAAUAUCGGCAAAAGCUACAAGUUCUUCGUCAUUUAGGCUAUAUCGAUGAAGAUGAUAUUGUUCAAUUAAAAGGAAGAGUUGCCUGCGAAAUGAGCCAGGCCGAACUAAUUCUUACAGAACUUGUUUUUGAAAAUGCCUUAAAUAGCUUAGAACCGGAGGAAAUUGCUGCUAUACUCUCUUCUAUAGUCUUCGAACAAUCUAGAGCAUCUGAAGCGAAAUUAAAUAAUUCUCUACUUGCGGCUAAGAGGGAAUUUGAAAGAGUUGCGUCGAAAGUUGAUGACGUUCAAAAACAAUUCCUGAGACGAGAAGGCCCCGAAGAGUUCCUCAGCAAAUUUAACUUUCAACUAAUGGAAGUCGUGUAUGAAUGGGCAAGAGGAACUUCAUUUAAAGAAAUAACUAAAUUAACCGACGUGCAAGAAGGGAUUAUCGUUCGUUGUAUUCAGAGACUUGACGAAGUUAUACGAGAUGUAAGAAAUGCAGCUAGAAUGAUAGGCGAUCCCCUAAUGUUCAAAAAGAUGGAGGAAGCGUCCACAAAAAUAAAACGUGACAUUGUUUUUGCCGCAAGCUUAUAUACACAAUAA